Apus apus (common swift) is the source of this 1583-nucleotide messenger RNA. RefSeq names its product insulin like growth factor binding protein 1 (gene IGFBP1). The record is from RefSeq and is a predicted model, not a curated record. The transcript is spliced from 4 exons. Bases 1 to 813 code for a protein of 270 amino acids. Gene Ontology annotation, molecular function: insulin-like growth factor I binding; insulin-like growth factor II binding. NCBI's taxonomy places the organism in Eukaryota, Metazoa, Chordata, Aves, Apodiformes, Apodidae. Gene Ontology annotation, biological process: regulation of insulin-like growth factor receptor signaling pathway. Gene Ontology annotation, cellular component: extracellular region.
AUGAAUAGCCUGCGGCCUCGGCCUCGGCUGCACCUCUGCUGGCUGCUGGCACUGCUGCUGCCGGUGGGCCCCGCCGCCGGGGCGGCCCUGCAGCCGAUGCACUGCGCCCCGUGCAGCCCCGAGAAGCUGGCCCUCUGCCCGCCCGUCCCGCCCGGCUGCGCGGAAGCGGCGCGGCAGCCCGGCUGCGGCUGCUGCCAGACCUGCGCCCUCGGGCCGGGCCAGCCCUGCGGCGUCUACACGGCCCGUUGCCGCCAGGGGCUUCGUUGCCGCGUCCCCGCGGGAGAGUCCCGACCUCUCUCCGCCCUCAUCCAGGGGCAAGGGACGUGCCUGCCUGCGAGCGACGCCGGAGGGAUCCGCACGGCGGAGCGGGCAGACUCUAUCGAACCUGAAGAUACGCCUUUGGAAAGCACUGAAAUGACACAGGAUCUGCUGCUGAACUAUCAGUUGAUGUUUCUCAUAGGCCAGGACAAAUCCAUCCCCUGGAAUGCCAUUACUGCAUAUGAAAACAUGAAAGCAAAGAGAAUAUCUGAACUCAAGAAAUGGAAAGAGCAGGGACCUUGUCAGAAGGAACUUUACAGAGCCCUGUAUAAAUUGGCAAAGGCACAGCAGAGGCGUGGAGGGGAGAUUUACAAAUUCUACUUGCCCAACUGCAACAAGAAUGGAUUUUACCAAAGCAAACAGUGUGAAACUUCACUGGAUGGAGAGUCUGCUGGAUGCUGGUGUGUCUAUCCAAAUAACGGAAGAAAAAUUCCUGGAUCUCCAGAAAUUAAAGGAGACCCUGAGUGCCAAGAGUAUCUCAACUCACAAGAAUAAAACUAAACACAUUUCAUUCACACCAAGUUUUUUUCCGGGGACUGAUCUAGUCAGGAGACAUUUCUGUCAGCAGCCGUUUCAGUAAGGGCGUUUUGAGCACCUGAUUUUCAGCAUAUGAGCAACCCUGUAAAGUAGCUUUUUGACUGCACUGAGAUUACUCAGAUGCUCGAGACAUGAGCAACUGCACAAUCGAGGCCUACAAACUUGUAUAUUUUGUUUGUAUAAUAUGUAUAGCUUUUGAAUUAUUUAUUUCACAGUAUGUGUAUUUUUGUCUGUGCUAUUACUAAUUUAUAUCCUCAAAUACUUCAUAACUUUAUAUGUAAAUACUUAAUGUUAUUGCUCUUAAAUGUAUGCAUCUUAUGUUGAAGGAAUGUUGUUACUUAAAACUUCAAAUGGCAUAACUCAGUUGGGAAAAAUGGCUUGUAAAGUUUCAUUUUUGUACUAUGUGUUUAUGAAUGCAAAACGGAUUUUUUAAAAAAAUAGUGUUCAGUAGAGAACACACUUAGAAACUUAUUUAAAAUCUGUUUUGUUUAUAUAUCAUUUUGCUUUUGCACCUCUCUUUCAAUGUCAAGCUGUUUCUUAAAAAAGAAGAUCUAAACCUUGAUUAUGUUCUGAAGCUCCUGAUGGGACAGUAUUUAUUUCUAUUUUCCAAACAUAUGCACCAGAUAAAUGGCAAAACACAACAGGAUAUUCUGUGCUAUCUUUGACAGCUGUAAGUUAGCAUUGUCAUGUUGUUUAAGAUGAGCUAUUAAAUAAUGCCUUCUGCACUG